Molecule: messenger RNA, 2178 nt
Organism: Plectropomus leopardus (leopard coralgrouper)
Lineage: Eukaryota; Metazoa; Chordata; Actinopteri; Perciformes; Serranidae
Product: CD276 antigen homolog
Biological process (GO): T cell costimulation; negative regulation of T cell proliferation; positive regulation of T cell proliferation
Cellular component (GO): external side of plasma membrane
Source: RefSeq, a predicted model, not a curated record
CGCUAUUGCGUAAACUCGCACCAACGGCUCUUGAACUUUAACUUGGUUUCAGUCUCGCUGAAGACGGACGCGUAUGGAUCGCUGACAUGUUCACGAGCUGGGGGUUUAACCACCUUCAUUUGGUGGAUCUUGGAAAUAUAACCAAGACAAUAACAAGUCGCGGGGCGGAUUAGAAAGAUAAAACUUUUAGAGACUGUUGGAUAAAGUUAGCAGCAAAUCCUCGAGACACUGAAGUCUUUUCUACCCGCAGAGCGCAACAUGAAGACUCUCCUGGGAGUGUUAAUGGUGUUCAUUGUCUCAGGUGAUAACGAGACUAUUAAUGGCACCUUAGAAGAGAGUGUCCUUCUGCCAUGCAACUGUUCAAUGAGAAAUUUGAACAAGGAGUUGAGGUGGCAGGUGGAAAAAGCACACAUGACGCUGGUGUUCAAACACAAUGAGAACUCCUCAAACUUUUAUGGCACAUAUAAGGGAAGGGGCACGACAUUUCUGUCUGAGAACAGCAACAAUUGCUCCUUUCUGCUCACCAACAUCACCGCAGAUGACCAGGGGCGUUACAUAUGCAUUUUUCACGUUCAAGACACAUACCAGCAAUCACAUGUAAAUCUAAGCGUUUCUGCAAAGUACAAUGUCUGUCAGCAUGAAAACCUAAGUGGAAGUGGAAAAGUUUUCAAGUGUUACGUAAAAGGACGCUACAGAGAGGCUGAGAUUCAGUGGAAUUUGAAUGGAGAGCUCCUUCAUAAUUCAACAACAACCUACAUAACCCACACACACCACGUCCUGGAUGCUGCCUCUGGCUUUUACCAUUUCAACAGCACACUCAGCACUAAACUCAACUGGACCUCAAAACCUACAUGUAACGUCAAGGCUAAAGGAAUAUCAACCAGCUCUGACUGCAGUCCUGAAUUUUACAAGUUGGUGAGAGAAACCUUAAACCUUAGAUUCCGGUACUUAACAAUCAUACCCAUUAUGUUGGUGCUUGGAUUUUUUCUGCUCUUGUCGUGUUCAAACUUCUCCCGGAGUUCACGGAGGACAGGAGAGGUGGAGACGAUGAUAUAAACUGCGAAACACACAUGAUCAACUGAAAUGUGACAAUAUAAAAGAACUCUCCACCGAAACUGUUAGUCACAAAUGUGGCAUCAUGCCCACACAGAGACUAUACAAGCAUGUUACAUCCUGCAUUCAUGCCACUCAAGGAAUGUGGUGUUUCAGAAAAAUAUGCCCAUUUUGUAAGCCUCCAUGGAUGUUUACAGGGAGGUGUUUAAGUUCUAUUCUUCAAAGUUAAGGACUGUAAAAAAGAGAAAACCCUCUGUGAUGUGAAGAUAAAGUGACACAGUAUCUACAGGUAUCUUAAAUUCAGUGCUUUUUAGACCUUUUCAAGUUGUUCUAUAAACAAAAUUAAAGACAGAUUUCAUCUUUUUGGUAUUCAAAUAUGUAGAUAUAUCUGUGGUCCUGAGCAGAGGCAGGUUUAUGUAAGAACUUAGUUAUAAAAGUGAGUUAGGUCAAUCUGGUAGGUUCAGGUAUGAACUAAAAAGACUUCGUUAGGAUCAGUGGUAGGUUUAAAGAUAAGGUAACAUCAAAUGUUUGUGGCUUAAGACCUCACAAAAUUUUCUGAAUGCACAAAAAAGCUCAGCUGAUUCAGAUAUAUACUCCUUAGAACUUCAUUACAGAAAUACAGCACAAAACUGAGCCAGUUAAUGAUUAAACUUUGUAUAUACUGUAAAUGUCAUACCUCAAAUGUGAGAAAUUAACGUUUCAUUGACUGCAGACAUUUUAGGUAACUUCAUUUGAUAUUGUAAUACUUUGCAACAAUUAUGGAAAAUCUGAAUUUUGGGUAGAUAUGCAACAGUUUUAUAAGUCGUUAUCUUGACCGUUUAUUACAAUAAAGAUGAUAUUUAACACAAUACCAGCAUUGUUAAUUUAAAUUUGAAUAAAACGUAAUUAAUUCAAUGCAGAUAUUUACGGAAGGUAUCAAAAAUGUAUGUGCCUAUGGCUGACUAUCUACUGUGAUUUUCUUGUAACGUUUCCUUGUUCAAAGCUCUUCUUUCCUUAUAAUGUGUGCUUAAAUAUAACCUGUUCUUUUGUAACUGCCUUUGUGAUAUGAUGGUUAAACUGAAAGUUGUUGUGUUGUCAGAUUUGCUUUACUUUUUUAAAUAAACAUGUUACAGUCAUUGUAUGUCA